UGCGUCAUUACGCACUUCCUGUUCUCUACGAGGUCCCCCCUCUUCUCCUCACCGUCGCGCUGUGAAGUGGAUGUUUUGGUGAAAAAAUACGGUGUCUAAAAGGGACGUAAACACACUUAAAACAUGACAUUUCGACCGAGUGGGACAUAAAGCGGUGUUGCGGGAUAAAGAGGGGCGUCUGCGGCGAAGGUUUCGGUUUAUCUGUGCAUCGUAUUCUUCCGCAUGUCCGCUUUCUUCGUAGAUGGUCUCCGGCGAGCGUUGUCUGGCGGCGGACGACGAGUUAGUGAAGAAUAAUAUGAAGGAGAUGAUCGGCGGUUGCUGUGUUUGCUCUGACGAGAGGGGCUGGGCGGAAAACCCGCUGGUGUACUGCGACGGACACGGCUGCAACGUCGCCGUGCAUCAAGCCUGCUAUGGCAUCGUGCAGGUGCCCACUGGUCCAUGGUUCUGCAGAAAGUGUGAAUCUCAGGAGAGAGCAGCCCGAGUGAGAUGUGAACUGUGUCCCCACAAAGACGGAGCCCUCAAGAGGACAGACAACGGAGGCUGGGCCCAUGUGGUUUGUGCCCUCUACAUACCGGAAGUGGAAUUUGCCAACGUGUCAACAAUGGAGCCUAUAGUACUUCAGUCGGUGCCACAUGAGCGCUACAACAAGACAUGUUAUAUCUGUGAGGACCAGGGCAGAGAGAGUAAAGCAGCCUCUGGAGCCUGUAUGACCUGCAACAAACAUGGCUGCAGGCAGGCCUUCCAUGUCACGUGUGCCCAGUUUGCAGGAUUGUUAUGUGAGGAACAAGGAUCGGACGCAGACAACGUCAAGUACUGUGGAUAUUGCAAAUACCACCACAGCAAAUUGCGAAGGCGCAGGGGCCGUGGUAGUAGGUCUCAAAGCUUAAGUGACUCUUCCACUCAGUGUAUGGAUAAACCCCCAGACGAGGACAAGAAGAAACACAAGGAGCGGGACAGGCACAAACCGAAACACAAAAAGACCAUGGACAUGUCGCCCUCCCUCGUCCUUCCAAACAUCAUGGUCCCAGACAAGGCCUACAACAGCAGCAGCUCAGUGGGAGGUGUCGCCUCUCUGCCGGCGCCCUCACAGAAGCGGCUGGACGACGGCACGGCCCGUUUCACCACCGCCAACUUUCAAGAGGUGUCGUCCGCUCUGUCCGGCGGCGGUUCCAAAGACGGCUUGGCUGCAGACGCCGGGAAGGCGUCUGAGGUGAAGAACAAGAAGAACAGCGGUGGAAGUCACGCAGCGGGGCAGAGGGGCGGCCGCAAGUCUCUCACCUCCUCAGGGAAACCCCUCCCCUCCGCCGUGGUCACCAUGGCAACCUCCUCCACAUCUGCAUCUGCUUCUACCGGGCCUUUCCACCAAGGUCUCCUGUUGACCAGUGCCAGCAAGACGGCCUCCGCUCCUUCCUCCUCAGACUUUCUAAGUUUCUCAGAUUCAUCGUUGCGCCCUGGAGGCGGGACCACCUUCUCCUCUCCUCCAUCUUUCAGCAGCUGCCUUGUGAAGCCGAGCUCAGAGGGCGGAGCUUCAGAGGGAACUACAUCUCUCUUCGGUUCUCUGAUGUCCGCCACUACGGCGUCUGCAGUGGGCGGGAAGCUGUAUGAGAAUUCCCACAGUCACACAACGAGCGAGACGACAAGCCUCGGUGGGUCCGCUGCCUACAAACGGCCCCAACCCUCCAGCUCAGGGCCAGGGAUCGGAGGAGCAGCCGUAGGAGGAGGGGAAGAUGGGGUGAAGAAGAAAAAGAAGGGCAACUGGCGAAACCGAUUUGGACCUUGCUUCACCACGGAUGUAAAGCCUUCAGAGCCAGCUCCCUCCCUGACUCUCCCCACCUCCUCCACGGCCAACACCGCCUCGUCCACCGCCUCCCCUUCUUCCUCUUCAUCCUCGACGCUCUCAGGCCGGCCAGGCUUAGUUUCCAGCAGUGGAUUAGGAGUGGGAGGAGUAGGAGAAAGGGGGCUGGGGGUCAUGGGUGUCAGCGGUGGAAUUCAGAAGUCCCCGUCGCUCCUCAGGAAUGGGAGUCUGCAAAGCAGCAGCAGCUCCGUAACCACUGGGCCAGGUGUUUUCUCUGGUGCUGAUGGCUCAUCGUCGGGGACAGGAGCUGUUGCUGUGGGCGGAGCCAUCUCCGAGUUGUCACAACAACAGCAGCCCACGCCUUCACUAGCCCCUCCCUCUCCCUUCACUGCCACCGCACCGCUAACCAGCACAGCCUCCACACAUGUGAGCGGCCUGCCAGGUUCAGUCUUCAACCUCGCUCCUCCCCACAUGUUUGGCAACAGGCUGAACCCCAACUCGGCCAUGGCGGCACUCAUCGCCCAAUCCGAGGCCUCACCAGCAGAUCAGGAGGUGGGAGACGGCAGCAGCGGCAUCGGAGCUCAGGGCUUCUCCAUAAGAGCUUCUCCCAAGACCACCCCGCGCUCUCCCAUUGGUGGCCUGCAGAUCCGCUAUGACUCCUCGGGGUCGUUGCCGGGGCCGGGGCCGGGGUUGCUAGGGGUGGGAGGAGGCGGAGCGGAGACUGUGCCCCCAGUGGCCACCAGCAUAGAGCAACUCCUGGAGAGGCAGUGGAACGAAGGGCAGAGCUUCCUGCUGCAGCAGGGAGCGCAGGGAGACGUGGUGGCCAUGUUGAAGUCCCUCCACCAGCUGCAGGAGGAGAACAGGAAGCUGGAGGAGCAGAUUAAAACUCUUACUAUGAAGAAAGAGAGACUGCAGCUUCUCAGCGCUCAGCUAUCAGUGCCUUUCACCCCCACAACAGCCGCCUCUGAUGUGAAAGGAGCCACUGACUCAUCUUUACCUGUGGCAGCUCAGGACAGCGCGUCGUGUGGUGGCCACAGCAGUAGCGGCUCCACUUCAUCUCUCUCCACCCCUCCCUCCGUCUCCCAGAGCCCGCCGCAGCUCAAUGGCGUCGCCGCCGCGGGAACGACCUCAGCCGGGCUGGGUGGGGUGGCGGGGCUGAUGGGGGCUCUGGGUGCAGGGAGUGCACUGGGCAUGGGGGGAAUUGUCGGAACACUCAACGGGGUGAUCCAGACGCCGGCAGGCACCGCCAGCCCUCACACUACAGGAGCAGCUACGGGUGUCACGUUGCCUGUUAAUAAUAGCAGCUCAGCAACUAGCAAGAACAGCGCCGCGCGGCUCGGCCUGCUGUCUGAGCAGCACAGACUCCUCCUGCAGCAGCAUCAGCUCCAACAGCUGCUGUCCUCACAGCCCUCAGCGGAGCAGCAGCAGGUGUUGCUCUACCAACUGAUGCAGCAGCAGCAGGACCUCCAGCAGCUGCAGUCCCUCUCCUCCUCUGCCCAGAUUCCCUCCAUCCCGCUCUCCUCCGCUCAGCUGCCCAUCAACAACCUGCUGCCCGGCGCCCAGAGCCAGGGCCAAGGCGCCAUCACCGCCAACCCCUUUCUGGCACUGCAGCAUGCACACACUGAAACACACGCCUCGGGGGCACAGAAGCCACGGCUAGCCGAGAAGGCCGUGGGCGUCGCAGGGCAGGAGAAGACAUGACGGCAGACGCUCUUUUUGUUUUGUUUUUUUGGUUGCUUUUCUUUAAAUAAAUAUGCAGAGUCUCCGGGCGAACAGCCCUGUUGGUCAACUUUGUAGUUAAGCGAUGAGAACAUGGCAGCAGAGAAAUCCAUGUUCGUAGUAGGCUCUUCUUUAUAGUGGUCUGUGCUAAUACAUUAGCACACAAUAUGGUGAGUGAUAGCAUUUCAUUUGCAGUCACUCGAUAUUGCCAGGUUUAUUUCUGCAACUUUUUCAGGUUACAGUCUUAACACAGUGUUUUUGUGUUAAAUUGUACUAUUUAUUUCCAUCCAAUUUUAGAGGUUUUACUUUGUAGCUUUAGUGCUGCUUCAGGUUCUUAUUUUGUCACUGUUGAGAUAAUGAUUUUUCACUUGAUAUCACUGGUAGCAACUUAGCAUGUAAGUGUCAGUAAGCACAUGGUGUGUCCGUUCUCUUCUCCCAAACAGGUGAGUUGACUUAACAGGUCCCAGAAAACCUUUUCCUUUAAUUAGUUCCUCUCAACAUUUUCUUCUCUAAUCUUGUUCUGCUUCUUUCUCACUUUUUCGUCUUUCUCUUCUUUCUCUUGUUGCUGUGUCAUGCUAUUUGCAUCACAUCUCUCGGUCCGGUUUCUCUGCUGUCUCACUUUCUCAGGGGCCUCAGUGAUCAGAGUUGUGCAACCAGUGCACAAGCUAGCACAUACACAGAACUACAAAUUUAAAAAAUAAAAUAUAGCAGAAAUACAUGAAUAUAAAAAAAAAGAAAGAAAGUAGA
Messenger RNA from Micropterus dolomieu (smallmouth bass), 4261 nucleotides. RefSeq names its product MLLT10 histone lysine methyltransferase DOT1L cofactor (gene mllt10). Gene Ontology annotation, molecular function: histone binding; nucleosome binding. NCBI's taxonomy places the organism in Eukaryota, Metazoa, Chordata, Actinopteri, Centrarchiformes, Centrarchidae. Gene Ontology annotation, biological process: regulation of transcription by RNA polymerase II. The transcript has 21 exons. Bases 242 to 3496 code for a protein of 1084 amino acids. Gene Ontology annotation, cellular component: nucleus. The record is from RefSeq and is a predicted model, not a curated record.